AUGGAAAACGGAGGGGCAGGCACUCUGCAGAUAAGGCAAGUCCUGCUUUUCUUUGUUUUGCUGGGAAUGUCUCAGGCGGUCUCUGAAACUGGGAGUUUUUUGGUGAUGGAGGAAUUGCAGAGUGGCAGCUUUGUAGGAAAUUUGGCAAAGACCCUGGGACUGGAGGUGAGUGAGCUGUCUUCGCGGGGGGCUCAGGUGGUUUCUAAUGAUAACAAAGAGUGUUUGCAGCUGGACACAAACACUGGAGAUUUGCUCCUGAGCGAAAUGCUAGACAGGGAGGAGCUCUGUGGCUCCAAUGAGCCUUGUGUGCUGUAUUUCCAAGUGUUAAUGAAAAACCCCACGCAGUUUUUACAAAUUGAACUCCAGGUCAGGGAUAUAAAUGAUCACUCUCCCGUCUUCUUGGAAAAAGAAAUGCUCUUAGAAAUCCCAGAGAACAGUCCUCUUGGUGCUGUGUUCUUGCUUGAAAGUGCGAAGGAUUUAGAUGUAGGAAUCAAUGCUGUAAAAAGCUACACAAUAAAUCCGAACUCUCAUUUCCACAUUAAAAUAAGAGUCAAUCCAGAUAAUAGGAAAUACCCUGAGUUAGUUCUGGACAAGGCGCUGGAUUAUGAAGAGCGCAGGGAGCUCAGUUUCAUCCUCACUGCUCUGGAUGGCGGGUCCCCUCCCAGGUCCGGAACUGCCUUGGUCAGGGUGGUGGUUGUAGAUAUUAAUGACAACUCCCCUGAGUUUGAGCAGGCUUUUUAUGAGGUGAAGAUUCCGGAGAAUAGCACCCUUGGCUCGCUGGUUGUGACAGUCUUGGCUUGGGAUUUAGACUCUGGAACAAACAGUGAAUUAUCCUAUACCUUUUCCCAUGCCUCAGAAGAUAUUCGCAAGACAUUUGAAAUUAAUCAAAAGUCUGGAGACAUUACUUUAACAGCACCUUUGGAUUUUGAAACGAUUGAGUCAUACUCAAUAAUCAUUCAAGCCACAGAUGGGGGAGGACUUUUUGGAAAAUCUACAGUCAGAAUUCAGGUGAUGGAUGUAAAUGACAAUGCUCCUGAAAUCACUGUGUCAUCAAUUACCAGUCCAAUCCCAGAAAGCACACCAGAGACCGUGGUUAUGGUUUUCAGGAUACGAGACAGAGACUCUGGGGACAACGGAAAGAUAGUUUGUUCUGUCCCGGAAGACAUCCCAUUCGUGCUAAAAUCUUCUGUAAAUAAUUACUACACUUUGGAAACAGAGAGACCACUGGACAGAGAGAGCAGAGCCGAGUACAACAUUACCAUCACCGUCACCGACUUGGGGACACCCAGGCUGAAAACCGAGCACAACAUAACCGUGCUGGUCUCCGACGUCAAUGACAACGCCCCCGCCUUCACCCAAACCUCCUACACCCUGUUCGUCCGCGAGAACAACAGCCCCGCCCUGCACAUCGGCAGCGUCAGCGCCACAGACAGAGACUCAGGCACCAAUGCCCAGGUCACCUACUCGCUGCUACCGCCCCAGGACCCUCACCUGCCCCUCGCCUCCCUGGUUUCCAUCAACAUAGACAAUGGCCACCUGUUCGCCCUCCAGUCCCUGGACUACGAGGCCCUGCAGGCGUUCGAGUUCCGCGUGGGCGCCACAGACCGCGGCUCCCCCGCGCUGAGCAGCGAGGCACUGGUGCGCGUGCUGGUGCUGGAUGCCAACGACAACUCGCCUUUCGUGCUGUACCCGCUGCAGAACGGCUCCGCGCCCUGUACAGAGCUGGUGCCCCGGGCGGCCGAGCCAGGCUAUCUGGUGACCAAGGUGGUAGCGGUGGACGGCGACUCGGGCCAGAAUUCCUGGCUGUCGUACCAGCUGCUCAAGGCCACGGAGCCCGGGCUGUUUGGAGUGUGGGCGCACAAUGGCGAGGUGCGCACCGCCAGGCUGCUGAGCGAGCGCGACGCGGCCAAACACAGGCUGGUGGUGCUGGUCAAGGACAAUGGCGAGCCUCCGCGCUCGGCCACCGCCACGCUACACGUGCUCCUGGUGGACGGCUUCUCCCAGCCCUACCUGCCUCUCCCAGAGACGGCCCCGGCCCAGGCCCAGGCCGACUCGCUCACCGUCUACCUGGUGGUGUCAUUGGCCUCGGUGUCGUCGCUGUUCCUCUUGUCGGUGUUCCUGUUCGUGGCGGUGCGGCUGUGUAGGAGGAGCAGGGCAGCCUCUGUGGGUCGCUGCUCGGUGCCCGAGGGCCCCUUUCCAGGGCAUCUGGUGGACGUGAGCGGCACCGGGACCCUGUCCCAGAGCUACCAGUAUGAGGUGUGUGUGACUGGAGGCUCCGGGACAAAUGAGUUCAAAUUUCUGAAACCAAUUAUCCCCAACUUCCUACCCCACAGCACACGUAGGGAAGUUGAAGAAAACCCCCCAUUUCAGAAUAAUUUGGUUUUCUGA
Molecule: messenger RNA, 2388 nt
Organism: Piliocolobus tephrosceles (Ugandan red Colobus)
Lineage: Eukaryota; Metazoa; Chordata; Mammalia; Primates; Cercopithecidae
Product: protocadherin beta-12
Exons: 1
Coding region: 1-2388 (795 amino acids)
Biological process (GO): homophilic cell-cell adhesion
Cellular component (GO): plasma membrane
Molecular function (GO): calcium ion binding
Source: RefSeq, a predicted model, not a curated record